This is a messenger RNA of Sphaeroforma arctica JP610, 2409 nucleotides long. RefSeq lists its product as hypothetical. The record is from RefSeq and is a predicted model, not a curated record. Gene Ontology annotation, molecular function: iron-sulfur cluster binding; D-lactate dehydrogenase (NAD+) activity; flavin adenine dinucleotide binding. Gene Ontology annotation, biological process: lactate catabolic process. NCBI's taxonomy places the organism in Eukaryota, Ichthyosporea, Ichthyophonida. The transcript is spliced from 12 exons. The annotation marks the transcript as partial.
AGGUCUGCGUUCCGUGGAGAAUAAUCCUGUCUUGCCGGAGUGGAUUAAAGAACUUCCUGAGCCGGCGUGCGCACUGUUGAUCGACUCGCGACACAAUGACCAGGCUGAGUUGAACAAACAACGCGAAACUAUUGAGAAGGAGAUGAAGAAGUUUAAUGUCAUAAGAGACAUUCCCUUCACGCAGGAUGCUAGGGUAUAUAAGAUGUUGUGGAAUAUCAGAAAAGGUAUGUUCCCAGCUGUGGGAGCUGUUCGAGAGACUGGCACCACAGUUAUAAUAGAGGACGUUGCGGUGCCACUGCCCAAGAUGGCCGAGGUUGUAGUCAAGUUGCAGGGGAUAUUCGACAAGUACAAUUAUUCUGAGGCUCUCAUUUUUGGCCACGCACUUAUGGGCAAUUGUCACUUCGUUUUCACGCAAAGAUUCGACAGUCAGGCCGAGAUUGACAGGUACUCAGCAUUCAUGGAAGACGUGGCCCAAUUGAUUGCAGUUGAUUACGGAGGCUCUCUCAAAGCGGAGCACGGCACUGGUCGCAAUAUGACGCCCUUUGUUGAGUUGGAAUGGGGCAAGCAAGGCUACAAUCUCAUGCAGCAGAUCAAGAAAAUUUUUGAUCCGAAUGCUAUUUUGAACCCUGGUGUCAUCAUCAAUGAGGAUCCUAAUGCCCAUGUCACUCAUUUGAAGGUGCUGCCACCAGCCCACCCAAUCGUGGACAAGUGCAUCGAGUGUGGCUUCUGCGAGCCUCUGUGCCCUUCGAAGAAUCUGACACUCACACCGCGUCAGCGCAUCACCACGUGGAGAGAGAUCUCUCGAUUGCGCCAGAACGCUAAUAGCGAUUCGGAUGUCCGCCGUUUGCGCAACCUUGAGGCUGCUUUCGGCUAUCUUGGAGAAAAGACUUGUGCAGCAACGGGAUUGUGUGCUGUGCAGUGUCCCGUAGGUAUCAACACAGGCAAACUAAUCCACCAUGUGCGUGCAGUAAAUGCUAAAGGCUGGCAUGUCAGGUUUGCCCGAACCAUCGCAAAUAAUUUUGCUUUGUUCCGAUCGACUGCCACCCUUGGACUGAGGGUAGCAUCUCUCGCGCAAGCUACUAUUGGCGUGGGUACCGUUGCGGCUAUUUCGCGUGGGAUGGGAUUUAUAAGCGGGGGGCUUAUUCCCACCUACGGCAAGUUUAUGCCGCAUGGUGUGUCUGGGUCACUUCCGACUGUCAAAGCCGCCGCGUCUGCUAGUGCUGCUGCGGCUACUGGCCCCGCAAAGGUCGUCUACUGGCCUACUUGUGUAUCUAUGACGAUGGGUGCUUCGAUCCAAAAUGAAGAUCAGAGAAAUUCGAUGAAUUCUACUACAAAUCUUCUUGCAAAGGCCGGUUUUGACGUUGUGUACCCGAAGAACCCUGGUGCGCUCUGCUGUGGACAGCCUUGGGGAUCGUUGGGUUUCCACGCCAACGGAAAUGACAAAUUGAGCGAGCUUAACAAGGCCCUUCUAGAGGCCUCUGAAAAUGGCAAAUAUCCUGUCGUCUGUGAUACAUCACCUUGCGCGCUACGCGCCGACCCAAAAUUUGAAGGCAGAGGAGUUGUAGAUGAUAGAAUCCAAGUGUAUGAUCAGGCUCAGUUCGCGCACAAGUUUCUGCUAGACAGGCUAACGAUUAAAAAGUCGUCUGAGCCUCUGGCUUUGCAUAUAACAUGCUCAACGCAAAAGCAAGGGCUGGACAAUGCCAUGAAGGCUGUCGCAGAGGCCAUAUCAUCCAAGGUCGUCAUCCCCGCUGAAGUGACGUGUUGUGGCUUUGCUGGCAGCAAGGGAUUCACGCAACCCGAAUUAAAUGCUGCGGCUCUGAAAACACUUAACGCGGCCAUUGAGGGAUGUGGCACAGGAAUGUCCAACAGUCGUACCUGUGAGAUAGGGCUGACCAGAAUGAGUGGGAUCACCUACGACUCGAUAUUCCAUCACUUAGACCGUCAAAGUUUACCCAAAUCCCAGUCGGCCCCUUGAGGACGUCUACGACUUGCAUGUACAAUCAGUUGUAUUCGAGUUUGAAUAUAUAUGUUUGUGCUUCGAGUAUACACUUGUAUACCUGUUAGUGUGGGAAGCUGCUGCGGGCAUGCGGGUAUGUAAUAGCAUCAGAAAUUGCGUAUCAGAUAAUGUCAAAUACUUCUAGAAGUCUCCCUUGGCGAUUGUUGUGAGUACACAUCAAACAAAAAGAGCUCGAGGCGUAUGUGACUUCUCUACUCGUUCUAUAGAUAUCUGGGAUUACUACACAUAACAAUUAUACCCCGGGCAGAUGAUAGGUACGCCACUUCCAAUAGCCUACCGCUACUCACGUUUGGCUUGUAUAGUGCAAGCAAUGACUAAAGCUCCAGUCAAAGUUGAACAGUUGGGAAAACGCAAUAAAUGGAUUACAAAAAUAUGGUCCUGUACUAAUCCUC